AUGUCCGACACAGAGCCCGAUUACAGAGCGCUGCAUGAAGUGGAGAGAUGCGCACUGUCAUACAUCAUCAGAGAUGGAUGGCAGUUUAGCGUUCCGGACAAUCAACGGCCAGACGAGCUUCAGAAAUGUAUCGCGCUUUCAGACCGGAACCUUCACGAAGCUAGAAAGCGAUUCGCUUUUCUCAAUGCCCGUGAUUUCACUGUAAUGGCUACAAACAAGAACCAGUUUGCCACCAUCAAUGCCGAGCCGUUCUGGACGGUAAAAGCCGUCAAGGUUGCAAUCAGCUCUGCCUUCCGUUGCCCUCCAUCAGAUGCUCCACGGCGUAUCGGGCGAGUCUUCUACUUCCGGCUUGAAGCGGAAAAUGAUGUUGCCUUCUAUCCUUGUGAUGGCGAAAGCAAGCGAGUGCGCAAGGGCCUUGCUUCUCAGUUUCUGCAUUUCCCGCACGUUGAGACGAUUACACGUUGGAGCAACUCGGUCUCCUUGCUGCGCAUGAAUAAAAGCGGCUACUUUGAGAAGUUUGAGGUUCUCAGUCAAAACAUAUUUCGCCCGCUCACACAUCGGCUUGGCGGUGUCUACCACACCUACGAGUGUGUCUUCUACAUUCUGCUAAGCAGAUACAUCAUGGGGGACGCCUGCGCUAUGUGGAACUGUGACAUGCUCAACUUCUUCACGAAAGAUGGGCUCUUGACCGCCAACGCCAAACAGGCAAAUACAGUUUUGAAGAACGUGGACGUGGCGGUUGUGGCAAGGAAGCAGGGCAAGCGAGGCGGGUCGCCAAUCAUGCGGACAGAUGAUUCGACAGCGAUGGCUCGAGUGAUGGCUCGGGUGAUGGCUCGGACGACGACACCGAGCGAGUUCAAAGGGAAGAAGCUCUUCACCAUGCAGGUGGCUCUCGACACAAGCUUCGGGCGACUCAAAGGCAUGAUUGUUGGCAAGAUCAGGUGCGGUGUGGCUCUCCCUAAGAGCGUCCAGAAGGACAAGUCUGAGAAGCACAAGUCCAACAUUCAGCGCCUCCGCCAGAACAUCAACCAAGACCCAGAGCAGACCUUGAUUCGCCACUGCGCCAACUUGCCCGACAACGUCACUCAGAGCAUGAUCGAUGUCCUCACUGCCAAGGGCGGAAGUCCGGAAUCCAAGCUGGACGCCAUGGCUGUUGCAUUCUUCGCCAUGGAUGAUAUGAAUACCAAGAACGACAACGUCAGCCACGUCCUGGAAAUGGCUGGGGCGGUCCUGAGGUAUGCUGUGAGCAAGCUGAGCGGGGGUGGCCCGGGGUGGCGUGGCAUCUUUCAGCGCUUGGAAAAGAAAAGCCCGAGAAUGUUUUACGAAGCGGAAGCGUUGAGAUAUGUGACACUGGAUGGGCACCAGAAGAAUUGGAAGAAAGAGUUGAUAGGUUAUUGGGGUAGGUAUGGUGGUAAGAUGGUAGAAUGGGUAUAUGGUGAUAUGGUUGGGCGGUCGUUCGUGAACCGGCGCUACGCCUCUUCCGAGCCCUUCACUGUGGGGGGCGAGACCUUUGCAUUCGUGUACAAUCCCUCGGGAGGUAAGGUGAGCCUCACUGCGGAGGAGCAGCACGGGUCUCUUGCCAUCAUCCACGAGGAUGACGAUGGCAUUACCUUUCGGUACCGAAUCUACAUCAAGAAGCGAGGCGGUAGCUUCGUCCAGUGGGGCGAGACGGGAGAUGAGUGCCAUCCGACGACGGACACCUGUGGCUGGGCCUUCGGCCCGGAUGUUUACCAGGUGGAUCCGUAUCGCUGGGCCGCCCAUCGUCCCACAGGCAUCUUUGGCCUCACGCACAAGCAGCUCUUGCAGUCGGAGUGGGUGGAGAACGACUCCCUUAGUGUGAAGUUCGAGCUCGAAGUUCGACCUGACGACUGGUAUGGCCGAGCGCCCUUGCGACCUCUGGUGGACGUGCCGGGGCCCACCAUCAGCCUCGACAUGAAGAAACUCCUAGAGGACGGAAUGGGCGGUGAUGUGCAGUUCGUCGUCCAGGGGGAGGUCAUCCAUGCGCACUCGCCUGUGCUUUGCGCCAGAUCCGAAGUCUUCGCCGCCCAGCUCAACGCCGGGCUGCGGGAAUCGGUGACCAAGGAGAUAGUCAUCGACGAGUGCGACCCGGCAAUCUUCCGGGCUUUGCUGCACUUUCUGUACACAGACAGCUUUACCUGUGUGGAGGAACUGGUGGUGAAGUCGCAAUCCGCAGGCAACAGCAGUAGCAGUGGGGGCACGGAUGAGUGCGGCAAUCGCGAAAAUCCGCGCCUGGUGCAGCUCCAGGGUCUGCUGGCAGCCAGCCACAAGUACCAGGUCAAGCGACUCCAGCUCUGGUGCGAGCAGCACCUCUGUGAGCAGAUCUCGGUGGGGGAAGUCUGCCAAGUGCUGUGCCAGGCACACCUCUACGAGGCAAAGCAGCUGGAGAAGGCGUGCCUCUGCUACAUCAAGAACCACAUGGAGGACGUGGUCGUUCUUCCUGCCUUCGGAAACCUCAGUCGAGACUGGCCCGAGGUCAUGCUGAAGAUCAGCAUUUUCACUGCAGGCGUGUCAGAAACCAGGGCCACUGCUGCCCUGGACGUGGUGUCCUGGAGGCCAAAUCCAUCUCAGGCUGGAAAGAGGAAGCGCAGCGAAGGUGAUGGGCCUGGUAGCGAGUAG
This is a messenger RNA of Symbiodinium natans, 2637 nucleotides long. Lineage: Eukaryota; Dinophyceae; Suessiales; Symbiodiniaceae. The record is from the annotation of a GenBank genome assembly.